This is a messenger RNA of Daphnia pulicaria, 1911 nucleotides long. RefSeq lists its product as uncharacterized. Lineage: Eukaryota; Metazoa; Arthropoda; Branchiopoda; Diplostraca; Daphniidae. The transcript has 3 exons. Gene Ontology annotation, molecular function: GTP binding. The record is from RefSeq and is a predicted model, not a curated record. Bases 87 to 1772 code for a protein of 561 amino acids.
AAUCUGCCUUCGACACAAUCAGUUAAACUUUAGCCAUCGCCCCUUGCUGGUACACUACCACCAACUCCGCUUUUUGGCAGAUAAAAAUGUUGAACCUAAAAACUAAGAGACUUGCUACUACCAUCGUACAGCAAUGCACCGAUGUCAGACACGAGAAUCAGAUGAAGUUGUGCAAAUUACCUUUAAAAGACAACUCCAACUUUUCAGAGGCAUCCGCCAUUGUCAAGCGAUACUCGUUUGGCAGAAAGAAUCCAUUUGAAUGUAAUACGAGCAAAACUAUUUUGGUGGUGGGAGCCACGGGGUCGGGAAAGACGACGUGGAUCAACGCCAUGGUCAAUUAUGUCCUUGGUGUCCAAUGGGACGAUCUAUUCCGCUUUAUUCUCGUCGACGAAAAUCUCAGAGGAGGGUCACAAGCUCACAGUCAAACCCAAGAAGUCACUGUCUACGACCUCCAUUACCGAAUAGGAUUCCGCAUUCCCUUUUCGCUGACGAUCGUCGACACGCCGGGAUUUGGCGACACUGGCGGAAUUGCGCGAGACAAGGAAAUUACUACGGCCAUCGAAAAACUCUUCAAAGAUAAAAAUGGCAUUGCGGAAUUGGACUCCAUUGGCUUCGUCGUUCAAUCCGCACUCGUCCGUCUGACAGUUACACAAAAAUACAUUUUCAAUUCGGUUUUAAAUAUCUUCGGCAAAGAUGUGAAAGAAAAUAUCCGAUUCCUCACCACAUUCACCGACGGAAAGCGACCGCUAGUCUUGGAUGCCAUCAAAGAGGCCGGGCUUCCUUGCCGUAUCGACUCAAAGGGGCUGCCAUGCCACCAGAAAUUCAACAACGGCGUCCUUUACGUGGAUAACCAAGAUGAAGAGGACGACAUGUCACCCAGCUUGUGGAAGAACGGAAUGAAGAAUUUCAAGACCUUCUUCGACGAGCUGUUACAUAUGCCAACUACAUCGUUGCAAAUGACGAAAGAAGUCUUGGAGUACAGAAAAAAAUUGGAAAUGAAACUCAAGUGGAUGCAGGACGUCAUCCCGAAGCAUUUGACUAAAAUGGAGGAGUUGAGAACGAAAGAAUCCUUCAUCGAGUUGCACAAAAUGGAAGUGGACGCCAAUCAGAAUUUUGAGAUCAGAGUGAAAGUCGCCAAGAACAUCAAAGACCCUAUUAAUUUGAACGCGCUGAGCUGCAAAAAUUGCCAAAGGACUUGCCAGGGCCACUGCAACGCCAGUACUGAGAUCGCUCAUUGUGAAGCAUUCUGCGAAAUUACAAAGGGAUUUGCUGUCAUUCCAAUCUUUGGUUGGAUUGCGCUUGGUGUUCAACAUGCGGUCAAUGAAGCAAAUUAUCCGGUGUGUAAAAUGUGCAACUGUUUAAGCACAGAGCACGAAAAAGGACAGUUCCGCUGGAUCUGCAAAGACGUGGAGGAGACGCACACGCUGGAGGAGAUGCGGGAAAGGUAUGAAAAGGCCAAAGGAAAGAAGAUGGACGCCGAAGGGCUGGUGACAGCACUGAGAAACGAUCUUAACAUUCUGAAAACGGACAUUGUCAAAAGCAUAGACUUGAUCAAGGAAUUGAACAACAGACUCAAAAAGAAUGCGCUGCACGGCAAUCCGCUCACGACUCCAGAGUACAUCCGGAUGAUGAUCGAAAACGAGAAGAGAGAAUGUCAAAAAGGAUUGGCAGAAAGAAUCAAGAGUUUGGAGGAACUGUUAUUGCUGGCUAAGUUGACCAACGACAUAAUGGAAGAUGGAGACAGAUUUCUGAAGAUGCAAAUACAAGUCUAAUUCUUUCAAGAUGUGUCGGAAGGUGAAAAUUAAGCAUACUCUACACGCAACUUGUAAUUAUAAUAGUAUGAAAGGCAUGUGGUAAUAUUCUGUACAUGUUAAACCUCUAAAUUACUGAAUAAAAUAUGUAAUCACUCUU